Messenger RNA from Siniperca chuatsi (mandarin fish), 6275 nucleotides. RefSeq names its product rubicon autophagy regulator (gene rubcn). Gene Ontology annotation, molecular function: phosphatidylinositol phosphate binding. Gene Ontology annotation, cellular component: late endosome; early endosome. The transcript has 23 exons. The coding region runs from base 525 to 3296 and encodes 923 amino acids. The record is from RefSeq and is a predicted model, not a curated record. Gene Ontology annotation, biological process: negative regulation of endocytosis; negative regulation of autophagosome maturation. Lineage: Eukaryota; Metazoa; Chordata; Actinopteri; Centrarchiformes; Sinipercidae.
AAGAAGAAGAAAUAACACCACCACCGCCAUCUCCGCCACCGCCCACUUGCUGAUGAGAGAAGGAGAUCAUGCGGCCUCCACUGUUUUGAUUCACAGCUCGGACAGGCAGGGCAGAGAUGGCGGAAGACUGGAAGUCCGGGUAACUAUUUCAACCUGCCCUACUAGUACUGGGGUAAAUCUUCGUUGUACUAAAUAAGACAGAGGGAGUUAUCGGGAAAGCUGGCAGCUUUGUACGGUACUCGAUUCCGCCCGGAUGACAUGGAGAUAUCGGCGGAGGGAGAGGCGGAGGAGCGCAGGACAUCAUAGGUACACGGAUGAUGAGGGAAGUUGGACCCGGCCAUGUACACUAAUUGACAGAUGGCACCAGGAUACACCAUGAUAACUUUGAGAUCCUCUUUGCGUGUUUAAGGAGGGAGCACUGGAAGCUGCUGUCCAGCCUGAAGACCACGGUGGAGGGUCUUUUGUCCACGAACAACCCCAACGUGUGGUCACGUUACGGCGGCCUGCAGCGGCUCCACAAGGACAUGAACAACAUCAUGAGCCAUGGACUGAAGAAUGAGCAGGUGUACUACAAGCAGAGAGACUACUGGCCGUUUGUGUGGUGUGUUCGCUACAUCAGCCCCCACCUUGCCUCGCACAUUGAGCAGUUUAGUCACCUGGAGCCGGUAAUGAGCAGCAGGAUGCAGAGUGCUGGUGAAAGCUACAAGGCUGAGCGCUGGCUACUUCACAGCUUACAGGUUCACAUGCUGUCGGCUCAGCUCCGACCUCUGCUCCGGCAUCUGGGACAUACACGUAAAUACUAUAAUGAUGAUGCCUUUCUGCUGAGCGAGCCCCAUGUGACCGCUAUGUUCCAGUGUCUGGAAGCUGUGGAGCAGAAUAACCCCAAACUGCUGGCCCAAAUAGACACUGUUGGGCUGUCCCCUCUGAAGAGCCCGCCAUGUCUGGGCCUGUUGAAGAGUCAGAGCCUGUGUGUGUUGCCAGGGGCUGGAGGGGCUUGGAGGAGCGCUGACUUGGCACCCAGAGGAGAAUCUCUAAAUCGCAGACUCACCACCUCCAACUGCUCCCUCCGAGAAGCAGUCGCCACCAGCCACAACUCUGGGAGCACUACCGGAGUCGGAUCCCAAAACAGCAACAGCGCAAACACUACCUCUCCAGCUAGCAACCUGGGAGCUCCCUGGGUGUGUGUGUCCAGUCCGGGGGAGAGUGAGCGGGGUGUGACGCCCCCUCCUGGCCCUGUCUCCGUCCCUUGCGUGUCCCUCACAGAGUCCCCCUCGCCCACAUCCCUUCAGCCUGAGGCUGGGGACUCUGGUGACGGCGACUAUGACGAUGGUCCGGAAUACCUGGCUAUUGGCAACCUGGGGCAACGCAGUCGCCGUGACUCCCGAAGCUCCACCCACAGCAGUGAGAAGGGCGAGACCCAGGACCAGUCCCUGCAACGGGAUUCCCUGGCUCCGCCCCCACCCAGAAGCUCAUCUUUCUCAGAGGGCCAGAGGGGGCCAGGCCGGGCGUCCCGAGGACACACACGCUCGUUUUCUGACACAGGGGUCAAUCAGAAACUCAGGAACGGAGGGGGCCACCGAAAAAUCACCAUAAUAAUAGAAGAUCCGGUAGCAGAAUCGGCAGGGGACGGCUGUAUGAAGGACUACAGCCCUUUCUCACCUCAGUGCAGCGAUGCCAGCACCCCCAGUUCCCUCUACAUGGAGUCUCAUGGGUCCCAGUACAACAGUGUUCCAGAUGGGAUGUUCAGGAAGCCGUCAGAGGGUCAGAGCCUCAUCAGCUACCUGUCAGAGCAGGACUUUGGCAGCUGUGCUGACCUUGAGAAGGAGAACGCUCAUUUCAGCAUUUCAGAGUCCCUUAUUGCUGCCAUCGAGCUGAUGAAGUACAACCUGCGGCGUCAGGAGGAGGAGGGCGAGGAGGAAGGAGACAGUGACUGUGAGAUUCAGCAGCUCAAACAGAAGAUCCGCCUGCGAAGGCAGCAGAUUCGACACAGCCGCCUGCCGCCCUGCGCAACCUCCCAGCACAUUUUCCACUCCAUGGACAGCGGAGGCUCUAGGAGGAGCUCUCAGGACUCCUGCCAGGGCCUUUCUGACUCCGGCUCAGCUGAGGAGGUGGAGGAGUGCGAACUACGAGAUGGCUGUGAGGGUCAGUCCCUGCUGGCGGUGUCUCAGAACGGCCUCUCGCUGUCACUCGCCUCCCUCUUCUCAGAUGCAGACAUUAAGCGCAGUGUAAGCUCCAGCAGCAGGUCUUUUCUCAGCUCAGAGUCCAUCUCUCCAUCCUUCCUCCAGUCUAAUUCAGCUGAGUCAGUAGCCAUGGGUUUACUCAGACAAUUUGAAGGCAUGCAGCUUCCUGCAGCUUCGGAGCUCGACUGGCUGGUCCCAGAACACGAUGCUCCACAGAAGCUGCUGCCCAUCCCUGACUCUCUGCCGAUCUCACCUGAUGAUGGCGAACACGCAGACAUCUACAAGCUGAGGAUUCGGGUCCGAGGCAACCUGGAGUGGGCGCCUCCCCGACCGCAGAUCAUUUUCAACAUUCAUCCCGCCCCCAAGAGGAAGAUAGUUGUGGCUAAACAGAACUAUCGCUGCGCUGGCUGUGGCACCCGCGUCGACCCAGAUUAUAUCAAGCGACUGCGUUACUGUGAAUACCUCGGCCGUUAUUUCUGCCAGUGCUGCCAUGAGAACGCCCAGGCGGUGGUUCCUGGUCGAGUGCUGAGGAAGUGGGACUUCAGCAAGUACUAUGUCAGCAACUUUGCCCGGGACCUGCUGAGCAAGAUCACUGGAGACCCGCUGUUCAACCCCUAUGACAUCAACAGUGGCCUGUACAAGAAGAUCAAAGCUCUGGAGGCCGUCAGGGUUUUGAGGGUGCAGCUGUUUCACAUGAAAAAUCUCUUCAAGACUUGUCGCUUUGCUAAAGAGGUGCUGGACAAGUUCGACAGCCUGCCAGGUCACCUGACAGAGGACCUUCACCUCUUCUCCCUCAAUGACCUCACUGCUGUGCGCAACGGUGAUCUGGCUCCCCGAAUGAAAGAGCUGCUUAAACUUGGUACCAUGCACGUAGCUGGCUGUGUGCUGUGCCAGGCGAAGGGCUUUGUGUGCGAGUUCUGCGGCAACGACAAAGACAUCAUCUUUCCCUUCCAGCUGAACAAGUGCCAGCGCUGUGAAGAGUGCCAUGCGUGUUACCAUCGCAGCUGCUUCCGGACAGGUAAAGGCUGUCCUCGAUGUCAGCGUCUGGCAGAGCGGAGAGAGAGGAUGGCGCGCAAAAACAUGGAGGAACAAGAAGACGAGGGAGGUGGGACCUAGUGCUGGUAACAGAAGAAACUCAGACAAAAGAAGAUGAGCACAAAGCGACCAUGAUUGUAGUGGCUGACCACCUCUCUUUCCGUUCCAGUCCUCUCAGACCGGGGUGACAAUACUCGCUGCAAACAGAUGUUUUGAAUCUCAGUAGAUUACCAGAUGUGCAGGUUUUACUACAUCAGGGUAUCAGUUGUGGUAAUGUCAUGUGAGUUGUGAACAGGAACAUUUUCAGAUGCAUUUAGUGUAAGCUAAGCCCCUUUCACACAUGCACUUUACUCUUUGAAUUGUGGUGGUAUUUUGUUUCAGCAUCAUAUUUGAAUUGCAGACAGAGUAAAUUUUCCAUAAAAACUUUUACUUUUACAGAGAAAUGUCUGGCUCCACAAUUUUCUAAUUAGGAAACAUAAGGAACAUUUUUUCUUUAACUUGACAUUGGUUCAUUCUCAAUAUUUCAUUCCUAAACUGAUUACUUAAUUAAAUUUCCUUGCACAUGAGUAAUAAUGUAUUAUUUGGACAUUUCUGACAUUGGUGACACCUAGUGGCAGUGUCAAAAAAGUUAUUGUGGCAGGCAACAAUCCCUGUUGCUCCUAUCAUACGUUUUAAAAGUAAUUAUUUUGGCGGCCUUUUAGAGAAGUGAGAGCACUUGUCUUCCUUUGUGUCAUUCUUUUUUCCCUACCUUUUUUGAGCAGUGCUGCACCUUUUGUGGCAAAGGUUGUGUGAAAGAAAUCAACACUGUAUUGUUCUUUAUAAGAAAUCUAAGUGAAUGACCAAACCCCUCUGCCUUACAGGGAUAUUUGACACCAGCCAUGUUGCAGUUACAUGUGUGAAAAGGGCCUGAGAUUCACUAAACUUCUUGGCACUUUAGUCCUCUGUGGUAAAACUAAUAUAUUUAAGAUUUUAAGUACAUCGGAAAAAUAAGUACUUGCUCAGACUAUUGUACCCAGGUUUGAUAUUUCUCCUUCCUACAAUUGCAGCUUCUGGCAACUGCUUUAACUCUGGUGAUUUUAUUGGCUACAGGCUUAGCUGAAGUUUGUUUUUGUGACCUAAAAUGGCAGGAUCUAUUUUAAAAAUCAAAUGACAAGUAAAAGUUUAGUUCUCUUUUAUGAUUUGACUGGUUUUCAGUGCAGAUACUGUAUUUGAGCAAUGCUGCCCUUUAUGUUGAGGAUUUUUAUUUUAAUUUGAAAAUACUGAAGAUAUUUAACUAAUCCUUUCUUUCCCUGCACCUUACUGCCCUGUUUUUAAGCUUUCUUUUUUUAGCAAUGCUUAUGUACCUCUGGGACCAAUGAACUUGACUGGUGGAGCUAGUGGAAUUACAUUGGAUUGAAUUUAGAGGUUUCAGAGUCAGUGUUGCAAAUAUUUUAAAUGAAACUGCAAAUGCUCCAUUUUUGUGCUGCUUUGUGUGUGUGCGUGUGUGUGUGUGUGUGGUUACUAGAAAAAGCUGUGUGAAUAAGAGUGCUUGUGUGUAUGUGCACACAUGUCUACCUGCUGUACAUGCAGCCAUGCACACAUGUUUUUCACCAGCCUAAUAGCACUUGCCUGUUUUCUAACGUCGUAGGUUUUGGAUUAAUAGUGAUGGUCCAGUUAAUCGCACUGAUCCUGUCUGUUGUUUGGGGGGGAGGGGGACGUCACUCUUUGGGGAUUUUUCUAAUGUUCGUUUCUAAGAACAUGAACCUUCACCGUGUUACUGUUUCUUUCAUGAUACUCCUGUCACCUGGGUUGCACUAGAUUGUGAAGGGUUUCAGUCCAAAAUAAGAGAGCCACAACUGAAUAAAAAAUAGUCAUACUCUUAAUGUGUAGCAAAAUCAUUAAUCUCCUCUUGGACUGAAAUUCUUCACAUUUAAGUGGGUUUUCUCCUCCAACAGAUCUUAUCAGUCUAGUACAGUGGUUCCCAACCUUAUUGGCUUGUGACCCCUUAAAAGAAUACUGGAAGACUGGAAACAGUUUGCCUGGCUCUGUAUAAAAUUCCCCUGCCAGCACUGCUAACUCACUAAUGAACACUUUAUAUCUAAUUUGUUAAGGCUUAUGUACUAACUAUUUCUUGGCUGGGACCAGUAACUUCCUAGAAUCUCUGUGGUUGCCUGGCAACUGGUUAAGCUAACAGGCUACUGGCUCUAGCUACAUACGAGAGAGUGCUUGUACAAUCUUCUCAUCUAAAUUGAAGCCAUGUGACCCCUCCUUACAGUUAAUAGUCUUACUGUGCUCAUGAGUUUUGAGCAGUUGAACUAAAAAGUAAAUUUUCUUUCUUUGAUUGUUUUAUUUGAAUGAUUUUUAGAGGCCCCAAAAGGUUAAAGUAUCCAGUAUUUCACAGGGAUAGAGCAGAAAUGAUAGAAAAGUAAGAAAAAAUUAGAAAAUUGCAAUUUCUUUCUUUUCUCUUUUCUUUCUUGCACUUUUAACUAUCUGGUGAACCAUCAGAUUUGUCUUGGGACCCCUCUGGUUCGGAACCACUGGCCUAGUAUACAUUUUAGAGACACUUUUCACCAGUUACAGCUUAUCUGGACUUUCGUAAAAUUCCUUGAGGCUGAUGUUGCUUCUAGGGUUUAAUCUUAAUUGUCUAAUUAGUGUCUCUGUUGUGAGAACAGGCUUUGCUUAAUGUGUACAAUCACUCAUGAGAUGGACACACUCUCAUGCAACACUUCUUAAAGCAAUACAUGUGAUAUUCAUGUCCUUAAGCACUUGCAGACAAGUAUUAAAGAGAGAAACUGCACCCAUGUCUUUAGUUUUAACCAGGCUGCUUUUAAACGAAACACUGAACUCUUCAGCUCCUGAGCGAAGGGACCGCUCAACUCCACUGAAACGCCUCCUCAGCUCAGCAGAUUGUUUGUCCAUGGACUGCCUUUAACAUGGUGGUGUGCAGAGGUUUAAAGUGCACUACAGAUUAAAGUGUCUGUUAUUAAAAAUGUUAAUUAUUAUUAUCAUGAUUAUUAUUGUUUGUGUUAAUUUGCCUUUGUUCUGUGAUUAUGUUGACAAUAAAAGACUGGCCAGACUGUU